This is a messenger RNA of Myotis brandtii (Brandt's bat), 5260 nucleotides long. It is a transcript of the gene USP53, whose product is annotated as ubiquitin specific peptidase 53. NCBI's taxonomy places the organism in Eukaryota, Metazoa, Chordata, Mammalia, Chiroptera, Vespertilionidae. The coding region runs from base 1840 to 4473 and encodes 877 amino acids. Gene Ontology annotation, biological process: response to auditory stimulus; protein deubiquitination; sensory perception of sound. Gene Ontology annotation, molecular function: cysteine-type deubiquitinase activity. The record is from RefSeq and is a predicted model, not a curated record. Gene Ontology annotation, cellular component: cell-cell junction. The transcript is spliced from 16 exons.
AAUAUUGUAAACUGAAGUAUUAGGAAAUAAAUUUUGGAAUUAUAUGGCUUAGAAGUUUGUUUCUGCAGGACAGAGAGUUAAAUUAUGAAAAGCUGAUCUAUUUUAAGGUGAAAUCCACAUUUACAAGUCACAGUCAGAGGCAUUUUGCCUGCGGGAACUGUUUGGAAUUCACUGGCCUACCAUUCCACAGGGGACAUUGCUUUACCCUCCAAUUGUCUGAAAAUACGUUUGAAAUCUGCAAAGUGGUAGAUGAAGCUGUCCCACAGAGACGCUGUCUUACUAAGCUACCCAGCACGUCUUCUUAUUUGACAGCUCUAACGAUAAGGUGUUUCUCAAUUAUAGACCUCAGGGAGCCUGCGGAGGUAGCUCCUCAUUGCAGCUGGCAGUAUUCCGACACAGAGCUGCUUGGUAUGCCUGGGCCCAAAAGAUUGUCAAUUUAGCCUCAUGUUGCUCACGGGCUCUUGGAUGAAAGGAGGGACUGUGCUCAUUUAUGUCAUCUGUGGAGAGCUAGCUAGAAAUUAGUGAUGAUACAAAUGUGGCGUUAGUAUAUUAUUAAUUUUGUAUCGCUGUAAUGACUUUAGAUUUUGCAUUGCAGUAUGUGCGCAUAAUAAGAGCAAGAAGUGGAUGCAACCUGUAUACUACUACCACAGAGAAAAUCUUCAAAGAUUCUAUAAGCUUUAAAUAACUUUAUGUAAAACCUUAAUCUGGCAAGUUAUUAUGAACUUUUUUAAUACUAUGAAUACUACAUAUUUAGAAUAUUUAGGCAAAAAGUAUCUGUUGUUUGCUUUUCCAGGUUAACCUGUAUCUUCUAUCAGGAGUUCCUAAACUGGGCUCCAUGCUUAGAACCAGAGCCUGUGGUUAGAGCUGGAUUUUAGCAUAAUUAACAAACUUUAUUCUGAGGUGUCCAAAGGCUCCAUGAGCUACAAAAGGUGGCUGUGACACACCAACGCUGGAAACCACUGCAUCCGGUUGAACAAUUUUAGUUUUACCUUAUGUUCAUAUUUGUAACUUAUCAGAAAAUAAAAUGUUAUGCAACAUAAACCAUAUUUGAAUAUCUUAGCCAUUUCAAUGAACAAAAUCAGUUACCUGCGUUGUCAUGGUAUUUUUAAUUUAAUUUCUUGGAAGUCAUUACAUUAGCCUUCUAUUUUGCAAAUAUUGACCUGCAGAAAGCAGUUUGAAGAAAUACUUUUCCUUUGGGAUUUGGAACUUUUUAAUUUACCUUUUGUGCGUUGCCAAGGUAGGAAAUUUGUUCAGUGAACAUUUAUUGACCAAUAAGUUGUAUUCGAGGCACUAGGGAUUUAAAAACCAGUAGGACAGUGUGAAAGUGGUCAGAUAUACGCAUUCUUCCUUUUCUAAGCCUCGUCUCUGGUUCUUGCCAGUCCUCCCCCCACUGCACCGAGUUUCUGAAGAUAAAAUAGUCUUUUUUCUCAUACUCUUGCCUUCACGAGAUGCCACUCCCUUUUCAGCUCCCCGGGACCACACCAUGCCUGGAAGUGUGUUCUGAUCCAGCAAAGGACAGUAGAGUACCUCAUCCUUGCGUUAGGCACCACUCACUGCACUUCAUACACUCUUUUGUUGAGGAUUUAUACUGCAUCCUACAGGGAAGACAGAUAAUGAAGGGCAUCUGAAGAUGAUGCAGAACUUCAUGUUCAUGCGCCCUGUUUCAGUGGACAAAGUCCUCCCAGUUUGCGGCCGCAGGAAAGCGAUGGACGCGGACGCUCAGGGAAUUGUCGGAGACUGCAGCGCAUCCCAGUGGACACGUCAGGAUAGCACCCGUUGCAGCACCGUCUCCCACGAGCAUCCCACGCUCAGCUUCCACGCCCACAGAGCCGCGUGAACAUGGCGUGGGUGAAGUUCCUGCGGAAGCCGGGCAGCGGCCUGGGGAAGGCCUACCAGCCAGGGAGCCUGCUGUCGCUGGCGCCCACCAAGGGCCUGCUCAACGCGCCGGGCCAGAACAGCUGCUUCCUCAACAGCGCCGUGCAGGUGCUGUGGCAGCUGGACAUAUUCCGGAGGAGCCUGCGGGCCCUGACGGGGCACGUCUGCCAGGGCGAGGCCUGCAUCUUUUGUGCGCUGAAGAGCAUGUUUGCUCAGUUUCAACACAGCCGGGAAAAGGCCCUCCCAUCGGACAACGUGCGGCGCGCCCUGGCCGAGAGCUUCCGGGACGAGCAGCGGUUCCAGCUGGGCCUCAUGGACGACGCGGCCGAGUGCUUUGAAAAUAUCUUGGAGAGGAUCCACUUCCACAUCGUGCCCAGCCGGGACGCAGACAUGUGCACCUCCAAGUGCUGCGUCGCGCACCAGAAGUUCGCCAUGACGCUGUACGAGCAGUGCGUGUGUUGUAGCUGUGGGGCCUCAUCAGACCCUCUGCCUUUCACAGAAUUCGUGCGGUACAUUUCGACGACAGCCCUGUGCAAUGAAGUUGGAAGAAUGACGGACAGGCAUGAGCGUGUGAGGCCCGAAAUGUUUGCGGAGUUGUUGCAAGCGGCGAAUACCACGGAUGACUAUCGCAAGUGCCCCAGUAACUGUGGCCAGAAAAUAAAGAUCCGCCGCGUCCUGAUGAACUGCCCGGAGAUCGUCACCAUCGGCCUGGUCUGGGACUCCGAGCACUCGGACCUGACCAGCGACGUGGUUCGGAGUCUGGCCACGCACCUCUCUCUCCCCGGGCUUUUUUAUAGGGUUACUGAUGAAAAUGCCAAAAACAGUGAACUUCACCUCGUCGGUCUGAUCUGCUACACCAGCCGGCACUACUGUGCCUUCACAUUUCACACCAAGAGUUCCAAGUGGGUGUUUUUCGAUGACGCAAAUGUGAAAGAGGUGGGAACGAGAUGGAAGGACGUGGUCUCCAAGUGCCUCCGGUGCCACUUCCAGCCCCUGCUGCUGUUUUACGCCAACCCCGACGGCACGGCGGUUUCCACCGAAGACGCGCUCAGGCAGGUCGUCAGCUGGCCACAUCAGAGACCCGGGGUGGAAAAUAUGGGAUCUGAAAGGCCCUCGAUUUAUAAGUCAGAUAAUUCCAAAGAGAAUGGAUUUGGUGAUCAGGACAAACAGAGAGAAAAUCAGAAAUUUCAAACAGAUGACAUUUCAUCCUUCAGUCGGAGCCACAUCCCGGCGAGCGGUGGCCGAGGAGCAGCUAAGCCGGGACCCAGCGACACCCGUGAGAAGAUGAAGGGCCUCUCCAGGGAGUGUGCCCUGAAGGCACUGGAGCAGAGGCGCCUCCUGUGCUCGCACAGGAGGGACGCAGGUCGGCACCGAGAUGUGCUGGAUGAAGACCUUCCACGCGUCAAGCCCGGAUCACCGCCUGCCCCAAACGGCUUCCGACAAUACGGCAGUCGCCCCGCGUCCCCCGGUCAGGGGCGGGGGCCGUGUGGCCAGGACCCACCCACCCAGAGCCGGGCGUCUGUGCAGGUCCCGCGUGCGGGGAGGCCCCAGGCUCCUGGUCCGGCGGUGCAGGGUGACAGCGGCCCUGGGUACGAGACAGACAGCAGCCUGGACUCUCGGGGUAAAGGCAGCAGCCGCCACAGCAGGAGCGGGAGCCGAGGCUGGAAGCCCAUGAGAGAGACCCUGAAUGUCGACAGUGUCCUCAGCGAGAGUGAGAAACGGCAGCAUAGUCCACGGCACAGGCCGAGCGCCAGUCACACGCCCAGAUGCAGGGACCAGAGCCCCAGCAGCUGGCCCCAGGGGCCGCCGAAGCAGAAGUGCUUGAUGACCAUCUACGAGGAUGAAGCGAGGCAGGAGCUGGGCAGCAGGCAUUCCCCCGACGGCCCGGGGAAAGGCCUUACCGAGACGGGCGUCCCUGGCGACGCCUGGCAGGGGCAGAGGACUGAGUCCGACUACGAGAGCAGCGACCACGUCAGCAGCGGUUCCGCCAGCCUGGACUCGCCGGGUGUGGACGGCGCCGGGACCGCAGAGCCCCCCAGUGACCAGAGUAAGACAAGCAACCGAAAUACAGAACGUGUGAACUGUGCCUCCCAGCAGAGUGAAAACCACCUGGAAGGCUGCAGAAAAGAAUUCAAGAACUUGGAAGUAGGCUGUAGGUCUCAUGACCCAGAAUCACAUCCACAAAUAAAAAACCCUGUAAUGAAAAGGUCCCGUGGACGCGACCCCAGCGGGAAGCUGCUCCCUGCGUCGGAGCCACACGUCCUCCGGGGCCUCCCAGCUGGUGAGCUCACCCUGUCAGGGGAGCAGAAGCCUGAACACGCCAGCGAGUGCCAGUUUCCCGCGCGGCCAGAUGGAAGCAGCUCGGAGGGGGCAGGUGCACUCUCUCACACCGAUCCUAGUCCUGCUUCUAGAAUGAGAACGAACAGCGAUGACUUUGCACCAGCCUCGGUGCCCGGGAGAGCUGCGGGGCUCCCGACCGGCGCUGCCCCCCCAGGGGGCGCGGGGCUCCGUCCCCUCGCAGAGCCGACGGUGGUCAGGUGCCAAAACUCAUUUGCCAGAAUCCACCACCCCCUUUGCCACCAAAAAGGUAUGUUGUGACCCGUGCGCCACAGCCAGGGAAAAACGGUCCUGCACCCUCGGCCAGGCUCCCAGAGGCGCCCAGCGCUCGCUCUGCUGGUCCUCCGCUGCUCAGCACGGGGACAGCAGAACCGGGCUCCACAGUGAGCGCCCCUUCCCGGGACGAAAGGCUCAAGCAGACGGUCCACGCAAGAGAGCGCGUGGGCGCCGCCCGGAACCCCCUGGCCAGCUCAGCCAGCGGUGCCCAGGCGGGCCUGAGGGCAGGUGUCGCUGCCUCGUGCCAACCAGCAGACUGGAGUCCGGCCUGUCCCAGGGAGACCAUCUGCCUCACCACCUACUUCUCCGUGGACAGCUGCAUGACCGACACGUACAGGCUCAAGUACCACCAGAGGCCCAAGCUCUGCCUCCCUGAGCGCUCCAGCUGCGGGAGCGAGAACCCGGCCCCUCCGGGUGCAGGAGGCCUGAGACCUGCACUGCCGGACAGCCUCGGGGCAAGCUGCCCUCCUGAGCAAAGACACAAACCCAGUGUCCACUGUGAUAGAUGAACCAGGACCCCGCAGCUCACGCUCAGAGGCCAUCACAGCAGGAGGGAGAUCGACAACCGAACCUAGUGAGCAAUGAAAUGAAAACCGUGGUGUUUGUCAUUCGUCACUUUAGCUUUCUCUGUGUACUUUUACCUCGAGACAAUCAACUUACUGGAUAUUUUAGAAAUCCUGUUGAGUAGUCUUGGCUUGCCUCGAAAAAUAGGGGCGUGCAGAAAGUCACUUAUUGUAUGCUGCGGUUGAAUAAAAAUGGAGUCUGUCCCUUU